This is a messenger RNA of Lachancea sp. 'fantastica', 1497 nucleotides long. Lineage: Eukaryota; Fungi; Ascomycota; Saccharomycetes; Saccharomycetales; Saccharomycetaceae. The record is from the annotation of a GenBank genome assembly.
AUGUUGAGAUUUAGACUUACAAGCGGGUCUUCCAGACGUUUCUUGAGCCAAUCGUCUACUUUAUUGGCUGCCAAGAAACAGCACGAUUUGGUUGUGAUUGGUGCUGGUCCCGGUGGUUACGUGGCCGCUAUCAAAGCUGCGCAGCUUGGUUUCGACGUUGCCUGUGUGGAGAAACGUGGAAGAGCCGGUGGUACUUGUUUGAACGUGGGUUGUAUCCCAUCCAAGGCGUUGUUGAACAACUCGCAUCUGUACCACCAGAUGAAGCACGACUCCAAGCAAAGAGGUAUCGACAUCAACGGUGAUGUUGCCAUCAACAUGAGCCAAUUUCAAAAGGCAAAGGAUACUUGCGUCAAGCAGUUGACCGGCGGUAUCGAAAUGCUUUUCAAGAAAAACGGCGUCACCUACUACAAGGGUCUGGGGUCCUUUGAAAGUGAAAACAGCAUCAAAGUUGUUCCAGUAGAGGGAAUCGAAGGCAGCGUUAGCGAAGAGACCAUCUUGGAUGCUAAAAACAUCAUCAUUGCUACCGGUUCCGAGGUCACACCUUUCCCAGGCAUCAAGAUCGACGAGGAAAGAAUUGUGUCUUCUACCGGUGCUUUGGACUUGAAAGAAGUGCCCAAAAGACUGGCCAUCAUCGGUGGUGGUAUCAUCGGUCUAGAAAUGGGUUCUGUUUACGCUCGUUUGGGUUCUAAAGUGACUGUUGUGGAAUUCCAGCCCAAGAUCGGUGCCACUAUGGACAAUGAGGUCGCCACUACUACUCAGAAGUUUUUGAAGAAACAAGGAUUUGACUUCAAACUCGGUACCAAGGUCGUUUCCGCUGAGAGAAACGGCGAGAUCGUCAACAUUGAGGUCGAGAACGUCAAGAGCGGCAAGAAGGAGUCUUUGGAAGCCGACGUCCUAUUGGUUGCCGUUGGCAGAAGACCAUAUGUACAAGGUUUGAACUGUGAAUCGCUCGGUCUAGAAGUUGACAAGAGAGGCCGUUUGGUGAUCGACGAACAGUUCAACACCAAGUUCCCACACAUCAAGGUCAUUGGUGAUGUUACUUUUGGCCCCAUGUUGGCCCACAAGGCUGAAGAAGAAGGUAUUGCCGCCGUGGAGUACUUGAAAACCGGCCACGGUCAUGUCAACUAUGCCAACAUUCCAUCGGUCAUGUACUCGCAUCCUGAAGUUGCCUGGGUGGGUAAAACCGAGGAGCAGCUAAAGGAAGACGGCAUCUCUUACAAGAUUGGUAAGUUCCCCUUCAUGGCCAACUCAAGAGCAAAGACCAACAUGGAUACUGAAGGUUUCGUGAAGAUUUUGAUCGACUCUGAAACUGAACGUCUUCUAGGUGCCCAUAUCGUGGGGCCUAACGCCGGUGAAAUGAUCGCCGAGGCCGGUCUCGCUUUGGAGUAUGGUGCUUCUGCCGAGGACAUCGCUCGCGUAUGCCACGCUCAUCCAACUUUGUCAGAAGCAUUCAAGGAAGCUAACUUGGCUGCGUUCUCAAAGUCUAUCAACUUCUAA